Messenger RNA from Helianthus annuus (common sunflower), 2284 nucleotides. RefSeq names its product zinc finger protein JACKDAW. Gene Ontology annotation, molecular function: DNA-binding transcription factor activity. Bases 691 to 2148 code for a protein of 485 amino acids. NCBI's taxonomy places the organism in Eukaryota, Viridiplantae, Streptophyta, Magnoliopsida, Asterales, Asteraceae. The transcript has 3 exons. Gene Ontology annotation, cellular component: nucleus. The record is from RefSeq and is a predicted model, not a curated record.
ACACAUGAUACAUACACACAUAUAUCUAUAUUAUAUAUAUAUAUAUAUAUUCACCCUCUCCCACAUAUACAUACAAAUAUAUAUAUUUACAUAGAGAGGGGGGGGGGGGGGCUAAGAGAGGGGCCCAUACAGCCUAAAUCUAUGGCUGACCUACUUUUAAAAUGAGGGCAAAAGAUAAAAGGAUAGAAGACGAAGAAAGAGUAAUCAAAAUAAGAAAGAGAGAGAGAGAGAUGAAAUAUUCUGUUUAGAGAGAGAGAGAGAGAGAGGAGAGUAGGUUUGAAAGUAUUAGGGUUUUCUCGUUUUUGGUGUUUUGUUAGUGAUAAAAACACAACAAUUUAGUUGUUAGCAUACUCUACCAGUUCGGUCUUUCUGUCGUAACAACAGUCUCUCUUUAGAUUAUUGUGGUUUUUUUGUUUGAUUCAGCUUCUUCUUUCAGCUAUCUUGUGUUUAAAAGUAAAUUGUUUCUUACUUCUUUUUUGGCACAAUCCUACUUAUACUUCUUGUUUGAAUACAUAAAACCAAAUCAUCCUUUCCUGUAUUGUUUACUUUGUUUUUGUUUGCUAGUUUUGUUUUCAAAACCUUGUUGUUUGUAUUUCCAAGUGCUUGCUUGCUAAACUACAACCAAAGCUUUCAAUCUUAAUCCUAGCUAGCUAAAAAGGCAACAACAACAACAACUUUUGAUCAGAUAUUAUGAUGUCUGGUGAGAUGUUUCCUAUUCCUCUUCAAGAUCAUCUUCAUCGUCACCAACCACCACCACCACCUCCUCAUGAAUCAAACCCUAACUCUAAACCUAUCUCCAAUCUCAAGAAGAAAAGAAACUUACCAGGAACUCCAGAUCCGGAUGCUGAAGUUAUGGCACUUUCACCAAAAUCACUAAUGGCAACAAACCGAUUUGUAUGCGAAAUCUGCAACAAAGGCUUCCAACGAGACCAAAACCUACAACUUCAUCGGAGAGGUCACAAUCUGCCAUGGAAGCUGAAGCAAAGGAACAACAAAGAGCCCAUAAAAAAGAAAGUCUACAUUUGUCCCGAAAAAACUUGCGUCCACCACGAUCCGUCUCGCGCACUCGGAGAUCUCACCGGAAUUAAGAAACAUUUUAGCCGGAAGCAUGGUGAGAAGAAAUGGAAGUGUGAAAAAUGUUCCAAGAAGUAUGCAGUUCAAUCUGACUGGAAAGCUCAUUCCAAGACUUGUGGUACUAGAGAGUACAAGUGUGACUGUGGCACACUUUUCUCCAGGAAAGAUAGUUUCAUAACUCAUCGGGCGUUUUGUGACGCAUUGGCCGAAGAAAGCGUGAGGCUUAGUUCGGUGACACCCAACGGUCUGGGCUUGAAAAACGAAGGUAUGAACGAAUCCGUGAUGAACCCUAAUUUCCCUCAUGGGUUUUCAGGCUUAACGCAAUUCGGGUCAGGUUUUGGGCAUGAUUUUGGGGAUCAAAACAAGCCAAGAUUAUCACUUUGGUUAGACCAAGCAAAUUCCCAGGUCAAUCUUUCUCCAAUGGAUCAAAUGACUAUGAAUUCGAAUCUCUACAUGUCAUCGAGCUCCUCGGGUUUAGCCGAUAUGGUUAAUGGUUAUGGCUCAUCUUCAAUGGCAAAUUAUACAAACUCAAACCAAGUGCCAAGUUUAUCAUUAACACCAUUGGCAGAAGGUUUAAAAGAGGAAACCCUAGCUUCUUUAUACUCAAUGAACCAAGCCCAUCAAACCGAAUCCACGGGUCCAAUGUCCGCGACCGCACUUCUCCAGAAAGCAGCUCAAAUGGGAUCGACCCGGAGCAGCCCCUCGGUCUUUGGAACAAGUUUUGGGCUCAUGAACUCCUCCACUACAUCAAACAUUGGAGUCAGCUUGGUGAACAACAACAUCACCUCUCUUCCUCAACUACAAGUCUCGAGUGCAAUGAACAACAAUUCAUCGAAUUCAAGUCCUCAAGCGAGCAAUCUCGACCACCAACAAAUGAUCAUGUCAAGAAACGAAACAAUGGCGCCAUUGAAGAUGAUGAAUCGGAGCUUCAAUGGAGUUGACAAUGGAUUAACAAGAGACUUCUUGGGCAUGGGAGGAGAAGGUGGCCGGCCAUUGUUGCCACAAGAUCUAAUGAAGUUUGCAUCUUAUGGUUCUAACAUGGGAUCAAUGAGGCAAUUUGCUAGUAAUAACUAGAUGCCUAAAUUUGUUGCUUAGUUAUUUGCAUGUGUUCUCAUCAUGUGUGUUUAAUGUAGCAUAAUAACAAUGUAUUUAUAGACUUGAUUUUGUCAAUGGUUGCACUUUCAUUUAAACACAAAAUGGUUAUUUUGUU